AUUGAGUCUUAUUGAUCACGUCAGUGUAACAUUUAAAGUUCUUCUCUGUCCCAACGCUCGCUCUGUUUCACCUCCUUUCGUCUUGGAGACUCAACCUCCUCCUUCUUCCUAUCCACUACUGUUCAUCUUCAGCUCCAACUUCAAAGAUAUCAAGAAAGCUAAACAAAAGAGAGGACAUCUGCUAUAUCGAGCUACAAUGGCAGGGUUAAAUUUUGGGGCCACAUAUACUGACAACCAUGAUAUUCUGAAGAUACUUGAAGCUGAAGGUGUUGAGUUCCUUUUAUCUUCUGAAGGAAAGGUACCUGUGUCAGAAUGCAAUGGGAAAGUCAUCUGCCUAUUUUUCAGUGCAAACUGGUGCAGGCCUUGCAGAGCUUUCACUCCCCAUCUUCUUGAACUUUAUGAAACACUGAGAAAGAGGGGAAAGAAUCUGGAGAUCAUCUUCAUCUCCUUUGACCGUGAUGAGGAUGGAUUUAAAGAGCACUUCAAGAGCAUGCCAUGGCUAGCUGUCCCAUUUGAUGUAACUUUGCACAGAAGACUGAUUGACAGAUACAGAGUUGAUCGAAUCCCAUCAUUCAUUCCAUUAUGUUCAGAUGCCAUAACUGUUGAAGAAGACUUGAUUGGCUGCAUUGAGGAUUAUGGUGCUGAUGCAUUUCCUUUCACUAGGAAGAGACACGAGGAACUGAAAGCCAUGGAUAAAAGGAAGCGUGAGGAAGCAAACUCGGAAGAAUUACUGGGACAUGAAGAACGCCACUUUCUCAUCUCUGGAGAUGAUAGAAAGGUGCCCAUAUCUGAAGUAGUUGGUAAAACCAUAGGCUUGUAUUUUUGUGCCUACUGGUCUCCUCCUUGCUCUGCCUUCACUGUCCAACUUAGAGAUGCAUACAACAAACUCAAGGCUGCAAAAGGAGACUGCUUUGAGAUUGUUUUAAUAUCAACAGAUAGGGACCUUGAAGAAUUCAAUGUCAACAAAAGUAGUAUGCCAUGGCUUGCUGUUCCAUAUGAGGACAGGACAAGGCAUGAUCUUAGAAGAAUCUUCAAUAUAAAGGGCAUUCCUGCUUUGGUUUUCAUUGGAGCUGAUGGCAAAGUAAUCAGUGUGAAUGGCAAGUUUAUGGUCUCUUCAUAUGGGGCAGAAGCUUUUCCCUUUACCGAAUCACGGAUAAGAGACCUAGAAGCAGCUCUGAGAAAGGAAGGAGAGGCUCUGCCAAAGCAGGUUGAGGAUGUCAAGCAUGAACAUGUGCUGAAAUUGGAUAUGGCCAAAGCAUAUGUAUGUGAUUCCUGUAGAAAGCAAGGGAAGUUCUGGACAUUUUCUUGUGAUGUUUGUGACUAUGACCUGCAUCCAAGUUGUCUAGAAAAGGCCAACUAGAACUACAGCUUAUAGAGCAUAGAAAAACGUAAGUUUGGAACAAUUAUGGUUGUUUCUGUCGUGAUGGAAAGAAUGUUGUAAUACCUAAGAAAUUUGAACACUGAAUAUAUUUUCAUUCUUAUCA
Molecule: messenger RNA, 1484 nt
Organism: Vigna umbellata (rice bean)
Lineage: Eukaryota; Viridiplantae; Streptophyta; Magnoliopsida; Fabales; Fabaceae
Product: putative nucleoredoxin 3
Molecular function (GO): thioredoxin-disulfide reductase (NADPH) activity
Source: RefSeq, a predicted model, not a curated record